GCAGAUUGUAAACAGAGUGCUAAUCAGUGCGUGGUGUCUGGAAGGUAUAGUGACAGUUGUUGCCUAUCAUCCAUUUCAUUGAACCUGCUAAAGAGUGUGCUGACAUGGGGGUAAAAGGCUUACAGUACUUUAUGGAGACUUGUUAUCCAGAGACUUGCAUACAUGUGCACUUGAGACAGUUGGCUGCAUCUUAUGCUGAAGCCCAUCCUGAUAUGACGCCUACCUUGGUGGUGGAUGGAAUGGCCUGUUUGAGGUACUGGUAUAAGUGUCAAGCCUGGGUCCAUGGUGGUCAGUGGCAAGAGUACAUGCAUUUUCUGCAAAAAUUUGUGGAGGCAUUUACAGCAAUAGGAUUAGGAUUGGUCUUCUUCUUUGAUGGGACCAUAGCGGAACAGAAGAGAGCAGAAUGGGUGAAGAGACGGCUGAGAGUCAACCAGGACAUAGCCAGAAUAUUUAACUACAUUAAGAAUCGGCAUCAGCAACCAGACAGAGAAAUGUUCUGCCUACCCUCAGGACUGGCCACCUUCUCCAGGUUCGCACUAAAAUCUCUUGGUCAAGAAACACAUUGCUCUGUUUCUGAUGGAGAUUACGAAAUUGCUGAAUAUGCACUCCAUAACAACUGCAUUGGUAUUCUUGGUCAGGACACAGACUUUGUCAUCUUUGACACAGUUCCGUAUAUGUCCAUUGCUAAACUCAGAUUAGAAAAUAUGACCACAGUGCAGUACUCCAGAGAAAAGCUGUGUCACAUCCUAAAGCUUCAAAAGUCUGAUCUUCCUUUCCUGGCAUGCAUUCUCGGUAAUGAUAUUGUGCCAGAGCAUCAACUGCAGAAUCUUCGUAAAAAUGCCUUAACCUUUUAUGGAAAAAAACACCAGGGUGACAAGGUCCAUGCUGCAGCAGAGUUCAUAAAAAGAUAUCAUCCAAACAGUGAUGCAGUAUGUAACAUCUCCUCACUACCUUUAUCCAAAGUUGAUAUGGAUGUUGUUGAAAAGGGAAUCCAGUCAUAUCUUCUCCCAGGACAAUCAUCACCUUGGUUAGAUCAAAACCUACCUUUCCCAGAGCUGGUGUGUGUAAUGGAAAAGUACCUGAACAAAGAUAUAUUACAGGCAGCAAAAGAGAAGCACAUACGAGCAGAGUGUUUUAUGGUCUAUAAUGUCCUCCAGGAUGGGGUGGUGGAAUGCAGCAAUACGCUGGAAGAUGAGGAUCUUGGACUGCCACCCCAAGCUAUUUUAUACCAACCACUUAGAGAACAUAUUUACAGUAUUCUCUUGCCGAGUUCUUACGGUGAAACAUUGUCUGUGAAAGAAUGGUUUGUUUUUCCCAGAAAUCCACUUAAAGAACCAAAAAAUGUGACUCCAAAGCCUCUAAAUCUUCCAGAGGGAAUUCCUGACCUUACAACUCUGUGGUUUGGGAAAGAUUCAGAGGUGAAGCAUGUCCGUGUGUCCACUUUCCUGGCUAUUUUUGGCCUACAGGACUUUGCUGAAGAGCUGAAAUCUUUUGACACAUCUUUGGUAGCUGUGAUUUGUCUCGUAACAUACAUAGCUAUUCAGGCUAAACACUUCUCUGUAGAAGACGUAGAUGCAUAUCUAAGUCAAGCCGUCUGUAUCAGAUAUAAGUCAUACACAGAUCUGCAACAUACAAUGGUCCCUCAGGUGGAUCCCAGGGCUGUUCACCUUGGUUCCCUCUUUGUACGGGGACUAACCUACCUGAUUGCUGCCAAUAGUGCCUGUGGUUUUCCUUUUGCAAUGAAUGAGAUCAUGCCUUGGAAUAUCUUUGAUGGCUUGCUUUUUCAUUCUAAAUACUUACAAGCACACACUGAUUGUGCUAAAGAAGAGCUUUUAGAGAGAAAUCCUGCAUGGAUAUCACUAUUUCUCACACUUCGAGAUCUGGUGCUCAAAGCCUGCAGUAGACAUGGCUCUAUUCUUAGUUUUCCAGGUAGACUUCAGCACGGGAGGCCCACGGAUGGAGAGUCAUACAGAGAGAGUGAACCCCAAUUUCUUAGCACCCUAGACUUAAACCAUAGACAGCAAUCCAGGGGUCCAGGCUUCCACAUGCGAGGACACGAUAAUAGAGCAAGAUCAAGAACAAGGCAUCCUAACAGAAAAAGAUAUCACCUUGCCGCAAGAUGGCCUCAGUAACAAGAACAGCUUUCCCUUGACAAAAAAGUUCAAGCAAGAAGAUCAUGGAGGUGAUGGAUUAUUUAUUCUGGUGAAAUGAAUGCACCAACUGCAGCUGGCUGUUCACAAUGCAUGGUCUACUGUGGGUUUGACUGUCUGACUCUGUGACUGAGUAGGGCGUAGACAUUUUUAUAGCGCACUCCUCUACACACGGUCUUGAUUAUCAGUAAGAGCAUGCUCACAGAAUGAAAACCAGUGACAGUACGUUCCAUAGAAACUUAUAAAAACAAAAUGAGUAAUAGUAAGACUUAUGCACCUGCCCUUGCUAUUGGCACAUACAGUAUGUCACUUGUUUGCACAGAGUACACACAGUCAACAAAGAAAAAAGCAGAAUAAAAACGAUCAAUUAAUAUGUAUUCAGAGUUAGUUAUUGUUCUCUACUUCUGAAAAGAGUGGGAUACCAGUGUCAUUCUGCUUUAUCCUUCUCUGUGUCCUAAAAUGCAUUAAGCAGUGGUUAUGGUUUAAAGUUAUGGUUGUCUUUUGUGUAAAGACAUCAUUUUUUUUAAAUAGUUUUUUUUUUUUUUUUUUUUUGUGGUUUCUUGAUUCCCAUCUCACCUGAUCCAACUAAUCUCUUUGUUAGCAAGCUCAACAAAAUGUGCAGAAAAUUAAUACUUUGAGACCAGGAUGAAGAAACACUUUGUAAAGGAUCUGAAUCAGAGACAGAAACAAAACCUUUAUUUUGUAUGUGCCAAAAAUAUAUGAUGAUCAAAACUGAGCUGUAGCCCUAAUUAUCAUUAGGUGGUUUCUUAUUUUACAGCCCAUGUGAUUUGAAUGGAAGUUCGCACAAAUAUCUUAUCACUAUGUGUAGGACGUCCUUGGAUGGAGAAAGAAGUUGACAAAUAAGUAGAUUUUUAUGUAGCUAAACUUCUGUUAAUUUCAUAGUAUUUCAUUACACAUGUUUCUUUUAGAGUUUAACAUGAAGGUUUGU
Messenger RNA from Clarias gariepinus (North African catfish), 3099 nucleotides. RefSeq names its product family with sequence similarity 120B (gene fam120b). NCBI's taxonomy places the organism in Eukaryota, Metazoa, Chordata, Actinopteri, Siluriformes, Clariidae. The record is from RefSeq and is a predicted model, not a curated record. The transcript is spliced from 11 exons. Gene Ontology annotation, cellular component: nucleus. The coding region runs from base 105 to 2132 and encodes 675 amino acids.